UCUGCAUAUGUUGACUAAAUUAUAUUCGGUACAUUACUGAAAGUGAGAAAUGAAUUCUACCCAACGCAUUUAUUUCAAUUGGUACGAUCACGUGUUCUUUGCAUUCAUGCUGCUCCUGAGCACGGCCAUCGGGAUAUACUUCAGUUUUACAAGUCGCCAGAAUAAAAACAUCACCAAUGAAUACUUUAUGGGCAACAAGAAGAUGUUUGUGUUUCCGAUCGCCAUGUCACUUGUAGCAAGUCAUGUAUCAAGUGUGACAUUAAUGUCCGUCCCCGCAGAUGUGUACCAGUUCGGUGCAAUGUACGGUCUGAGCAUUAUUUCCAUUUUCUUCGUAUGUUUCGCAACUAGUUAUGUCUAUCUACCAGUUUUCUAUGGCUUACAACUUAAUAGUACCUAUGAGUAUUUAAAACUGCGAUUUAACGCGUCAAUACGAAGCUAUUGCUCACUUCUUUUUAUAUUCAACUCAAUUUUAUACAUGUCGAUUGUUGUCUACGUUCCAGCCCUGGCAUAUUCACAAGCCACUGGAAUUAGUAUAUAUUAUGUUAUCCCAUUCAUAUGUGCGAUUUGUACGUUGUACACAACAAUCGGUGGAAUAAAAGCAGUGGUUUGGACAGACACUCUUCAGUUUAUCAUUACUGCAGGCGCCAUUGCUGUUGUGUUUAUUCUUGGGCUAAACAAAGCUGGAGGAAUAGGCAAUGUGCUGGAGGUUGCAAAAAGAGGAGACCGUUUAUCAUUUGAUUUUGAUUUAGAUCUAACCACGAGAGAAACUGUCUUCGCUGUAUUAAUGCACUGGUUCUUGACUUACAUUCGCUUGACUGCAACGAGCCCAGAAUGCAUUUUGAAGUUCUUAGCGUUGCCCACAUUGAAAAAAGCACAGCAAUCUAUAUUCCUGUUUUGUUUCGGGAUAAUUUUGAUAAAACUGAUCGUUGUGUUAACUGGGUUAAUACUUUUUACUAUAUACUACGGAUGCGAUCCUGUAAAGGCUGGCUUAGUAGAGAAAAAUGAUCAGUUGGUACCAUUCUAUGUGGCUGACAUGGCUGCGGGUAUUCCUGGCUUAACAGGACUGUUUAUUUCUGGAGUGUUUUGUACUGGUUUAAGUACUUUAUCAGCAUCUUUAAACGCGUUAUCAGCAACAGUUUAUCAAGACUUCAUAUCUAAAUACUACCCAGAGUUGGACAAGAAUGGCAGGACUGGAUUUAUUAUAAAAUUUCUUGUUGUUGCGAUGGGUGCCGUUAUUGCUGUGCUUGCAUUAAUGGUGGAACAUUUAGGGCCAAUUUUACCCUUGGCAAUCAGUGUGUCAAGUAUUACAGCAGGUAGCUUUUUAGGGUUGUUUACUUUGGGCAUGUUAUGUCCUCGGGCUAAUUCAAAAGGUGCAUUAUGGGGUAUAUUUUCAUCUACUUUAAUAGUUGGUUGGAUGUUUAUUGGGUCACAAUGGUACAAAGCCCAAGGUCUGCUAAAGAGCGACCCUAAAUACUUAUCAGUUGAUAACUGUACUCUUGACAUAUCUUUAACAAAUAUAACCACUACGAUGAGUAUUCCCCAGGAAUCUAAUACAAUAUUUUAUUUAUACAAAAUAAGUCAUUAUUACUAUAGCCUGAUCGGAACGACAGUUUGUAUCGCAGUUGGGUUGAUCGUUAGCUACGCGACCAAGAGUAAGAAAGAAGUGAGAAGAGAGCUGAUAUCGCCUGUUGUUCAUUAUCUGUUUGAUAACAAGAAGAAGAUGAAAAACUUUGUUACAAGCACAUUACACAAAGAAGAUGGGAAUUAUCGUUCAAUUUAUAAAGCUAAUCAAAUAUUAGAAGAUAAUUCGGUGGAAAUGACUGAAUUCAGAACAAAAACAAUUACAUAGUUGAUAUUAUAUAACAAUGUUGUAUACUAAUUUGUAUUAAAGAUUUACUAUGA
Molecule: messenger RNA, 1902 nt
Organism: Dalotia coriaria
Lineage: Eukaryota; Metazoa; Arthropoda; Insecta; Coleoptera; Staphylinidae
Product: sodium-coupled monocarboxylate transporter 2-like
Exons: 7
Coding region: 50-1849 (599 amino acids)
Biological process (GO): transmembrane transport; sodium ion transport
Cellular component (GO): membrane
Molecular function (GO): symporter activity
Source: RefSeq, a predicted model, not a curated record